Heterobilharzia americana is the source of this 1278-nucleotide messenger RNA. The record is from the annotation of a GenBank genome assembly. NCBI's taxonomy places the organism in Eukaryota, Metazoa, Platyhelminthes, Trematoda, Strigeidida, Schistosomatidae.
AUUUUCAACAAUGAACGCUACGUUUGAGAGACGUCUGAGGCCGGUUUCCGUUAAAAGACGACUGGGGAAAACAAACGCAUCAAAUAAUAAUAGUCAGCGUGAUCUAAGAAAUAAGCUGAACCUUACUGUUCGGACACCGGAUGCUCGGACACUACUUCGUAACCGUGUUCGACAGCGUAACUCAACAUUUCGUGAUGCAAGAAAUGUCUUGAAGUCAAGAAACCGAACCCGUACUCGGCCGCAUCCGAAUGUUCGUGUUCCAUUCUUCCUUCCUGUGAGAACGGUAAAAAAUGAACUUUAUGAAAGUCAAAUUAACAAAGCACAAAAUGCUCGGAGACCACGUCCAGCAUCACUUCGUUCAGGUAUCCCGGAUCUACUGAGUUUACCAUUACCUCUUCCUAAUCCACUUGAAUUCCUUAACAAUUCAACACCUCCAACUGGUCUGUUCGCUAACCUACUACCAUUUAAUGAAUUUCCAGUGACUACUUCUUCAUCAGGACCGAAAGUUAGUCCAAUACAAGGAUUUCGUUUGGAAAUUCGAAAUCUUCAACCUUCGGUUACUUUAGAUGAUGUAUUUGAAUUAUUUAGUAGUGUAGGCAGUUUACGCUUAUGUACUGUUACACGUCCUGGUCAAGCAGAAGUUAUUUAUAAUCAUUCUUCAGAUGCACUUGAAGCUAUUGAACGUUACAAUGGUCGAGAAUUAGAUGGUCGUCCAAUGCGUGUAACACUUACAACACCAAUUAGUGAUCUACCUAAUGAACGUGAUAAUGCUAAUCGUAUGGCCUCAAGACUUGGUCCUAAUUAUGCAAGAAAACAAACUGAAAGUCAAGCUAAACAAGUUAUUCGAGAAUCUCUUAAUCGUUCAGGUAUUCCAAUUGAAGUGGAUGCAGAUGUUGUUCGUAAAGCACUUUUCAAUGUUAGCUCAUCUGGUAGUAUACAAUCUCGUCGGCCUGUUGAUUUCAGUGUUAGUUUACGUUGACACCUUUUAUUAUAAAGAAAUUUUAAAGAAGAGGAAUAAGAAACAAGUUAUCCUGUGUUCUGCUUUUAACUCUUAGCUUUCAAUUUUUCCAAUCAUCUCUGUAUGUAUGUAUGUAUGUAUGUAUGUAUGUGUGUAUGUAUGUAUGUAUGUAUGUAUGCAUGUAUGUAUGUAUGUAUGUAUGUAUGUGUGUAUGUAUGUAUGCAUGUAUGUAUGUAUGUAUGUGCAACUGAAAAUUGUAUGUGUUACUUUAUUGACUUGUCGCCUUUUUCGAUCUGAAAAUACAGGAUGUUGAAAAUUAC